CUUCAGUCGACGAUACAUCGUCUCGAGAUGUGCACGUGUUUUAAUCGUUGUUCUUCUUUUUCUUUAUUCAAAAGUUUACUUCUCUUCGUAGUGUUUGAAUAACGUUUGAAUAUUUAUUUUUAUUACACGAAUAUACACGAUGAUAACUUUACGUACGAUUGUAGUUGUCGUCGUUAUCGUCUAAUUGAAAAUAUAAAAAUAAAAAAAAAAUAAAUAAAUAAAACAAUAUUUUAUAGUUUUAUCGAGCAAAUUAAACGAUAAAAGAGAAGAGAAAAAAGAAAAACAAACGGAAAUAUGUCACGUCGGAAUAAACCAAUAAAAAUUACUGCUGUGGGAGAUGGAAUGGUUGGAAAGACAUGUAUGCUUAUUACAUAUACAACGAAAAAGUUUCCAACAGAAUAUGUGCCUACCGUCUUCGACAAUUAUGCAGAUAUUAUUCGUUUAGAUAGCCAAGAAUUUGAUAUAACGCUUUGGGAUACAGCUGGUCAAGAAGAUUACGAACGUCUUCGACCAUUGUCUUAUCCGAAUACCGAUUGUUUUUUACUUUGUUUCUCGAUUAGUGCUCGUAGUUCUUAUGAAAAUGUCGCGAGUAAAUGGUAUCCAGAGAUAAAACAUCAUUGCCCACAUGUGCCAAUAAUUCUUGUCGGUACUAAAAGCGAUCUCAGAAAUCAAGACAAUUUAGAUAUAAUAACUCCUCAGGAAUGUAAAAAAAUGAAAAAUAAAAUCAAAGCUUCGAAAUACGUCGAAUGUUCGGCUGUAAAGCAGGAAGGCUUGGAAAACGUCUUCAUAGAGGCUAUUAGAGCGGUUUUGAAAAAACCGCCAUCUAGGAAACUCUGUUAUAUUUUUUAAUAAAAAAAAAAAAAAAAAAAAAAAU
This is a messenger RNA of Vespa crabro (European hornet), 874 nucleotides long. Its product is annotated as ras-like GTP-binding protein RhoL. Bases 295 to 849 code for a protein of 184 amino acids. Lineage: Eukaryota; Metazoa; Arthropoda; Insecta; Hymenoptera; Vespidae. Gene Ontology annotation, molecular function: GTPase activity; GTP binding. The record is from RefSeq and is a predicted model, not a curated record. The transcript is spliced from 5 exons. Gene Ontology annotation, biological process: small GTPase-mediated signal transduction.